Messenger RNA from Culex pipiens pallens (northern house mosquito), 3669 nucleotides. Its product is annotated as dynein regulatory complex subunit 2. Gene Ontology annotation, biological process: regulation of cilium movement; axonemal dynein complex assembly; cilium-dependent cell motility. Lineage: Eukaryota; Metazoa; Arthropoda; Insecta; Diptera; Culicidae. The transcript has 3 exons. Bases 173 to 1765 code for a protein of 530 amino acids. Gene Ontology annotation, cellular component: axoneme; axonemal dynein complex. The record is from RefSeq and is a predicted model, not a curated record.
AGGACCUGUUGAAGGGUUCCCCCCAUUUCAGGCCGUUUCCUCAGCAACACCCCAAUUAAAAACUUUGUUUAACAAACGAAAUAACUAGAAUUAGAGGAUUUAGUUCACAUUUGCUGGUCAGUUGGUGCAAUUUAAUUAUUCGGAAAAAGUAAUCGUUUAAAAACACUUCAAAAUGGGCAAGAAAAAGGGAGGAAACAAGAACAAACUGGCCAAGAUGUCCGAGGAGGAACGGGCCAGGUACCUCCAGCAUCGGGCAGACAUGGAAGAGGAAGCUAGGCGCCGGAAGCAGCAACUGAUUGCCACUUUUAUGAAGAACAAACUGAAGCGCGAGGAUGCCUUUUCGAGGCUCAACCUGGCCAAAAUCAACCAGGAGUGGCGAUCGAUUUUGCGCAACAUAAAGUGCAAGGAAAUGCGCAACGAGAUCGAACAGGUGGAAAAGAUGUGCACCGAGUGCAUCGAAAACAAGAACGGCAUCAUUCGCCGGCUCCUCUGCGAUCUGGACGAAUCAGAGGAAAUUUACUCGACCAUGCUGCACGCCCACAUGGAGAAGAUCGAGAAGAUCAUGAGCGUCCACGCGGAUCGGUUGCGCUUCCUCACGAAGCUGUACGAGGUCGAGAAGCGGGAGAUCAUCGAGAACUACGACUUGGAGAUCGCGAACUAUAAGGCGAAGAAGUUUGGGCUGCAAAAGGAGCUGGAGUGCGUGUUUUACGGAUUGGCGGAAAAGUCGAGGAUCGAUCGGCGGCAGGCCGAGGAGGAGCACAUGGCCAAGAAGGAUGAGCUGAAGAACUCGAUGAUCUUGAAGCUGGAAAUGAUCACAAAGGAGCGCGAACGUCACAUGGAAAAGCUGUGGAAGGAGUUUCAGAAGGUGCUCAACACGUAUCUACGCAACACGGAAGAGUAUCGCAACGAGUACAGCAAACUGCGUGAUCAGGACUCGAAUGACACGCGCCACAUCCAGAACCACUACGUGGAGGUCGCACGGCUGAGCGAUUUGAUAGCGAACCUCCGACUGAAGCUGACGACAAUCCGAGAUGAGCACGAGUUCAACGUGAAGCAGCUGCAAAAGUCCAAGAUGGAACUGCAGGAACGCGUUCGGAACGUCAAGCAGGAAAUGGAAAUCGGACUCAAGAUGGACGAGGAGAAGCUGAAACAGCUGGCCGUGUGUAGUAACGGAGCGCUCAAGUAUUUGCAAAAUUUGCUCAAGCGAGGCAACGCCAUCCUCCAGAUUGCGACGUUCUGCAAGAAGUUUGAGACGGAAAACGAAAGUCUGCUUCCGUUUGUUCACAGUGCAGUGAAGAGGCAGAUGUUUGAGGUGGACGAGGAUGAGCUAAAGGAACCGUCGACGGAGUUUGACGUGUUCAAGAAGGAGACGUUCGGUAUAGCGAAAAAGUUUGAAAACUUCUGGAUGAGAUUCAACAAGGCGCGUAUCGAUUGCGCAUGUCUUCAGGAGGAGAAGCAGCAACUGCUGGAGGAGAACGAACGGCUGAAGAGUCAGCUGAAGGAAUACCUGAUCACGGUCAACAUAAGCAACGGGGGAUCGCUGGAGUCAAACGAAACGCUGCUGGCUCAGCGGCCAAGUUCCAUGAAGGUCGAGAAGGUGAUGCAUAUAGAUUUGAAGCUAAAGGCCGUUAGAUUCAGCAAAAAUGGGCAACGCAGACCUGUUACGUGCAUUGAGGGUAAUUUGAGCAAUGCGAUUAGAAACGAUAGGUUGCUUGAGAUUAAGAAUAAACCAACUGAGCUGUAUUCAGUUGUUCAGCAGUCCUAAAACGGUUUUGAAAAAAACCUCUGAAUUGAAGAAAAUUAAUUCUAGAACUUCAAUUGAUUAACAAUAUGUCAAAAGAAGAGAACCUAAAAAAAUAAACAAAAAUUAUCAUGAUCAUAAAUUAAUAGAAUAAAAAAAAAUGAUUUAAUAAAUAUAUAAUAGAAAAAAUUAAACAUAUAAUAUAAUUCAAAAAAAAUCCCAAAGUUGAUAUUUUUUUUUUCAAAUCUUACAAGGCUGGUACAAAUUUUAUUUAAAGUUUUUGUCCCUCCUUCAAAGUUGGCCCGAAAAAUCAGGGGGCAAAAAAAUAUUUUUACAAAAAACUUCAUUAUUUUUAUGAAAAUUUAAGUGCAAUUAGUUAAAAUCUAUUUAAAAUGAAUUCCCCUGCGUUUAGAAUCAUUUUUAGCAUGUUUGGGUUGAUUUAAAAAUCUUUUGAAUUUUUGAAAAUUUUCCAUGUCUACUAUCGCUAAAGUUCUUUUUCGCUAAAAUUUUUGUUUUCGUCAAAUUUUACAUUUUUUGAAAACUUUUAUUGCAAAACAACUGAACUAGUGUAAAAUACAUUUUAAAACACUUUUUCCAUGCAAAUGUUGGAACUAUGGCAUGUUAUUUUAAUAUUUAUAUUUUUUUUGCCCUCCCAUCAACUCCGGCCAGAGCCGAGGAACAAAAACUUUAAAAAAUAUUAGCAUCGGCCUAGUUUAUUAAAAAAAAUCUAAAAAAUUAUUGAAAUUCGCAAUUCGCAAUUUUCAGUGUAAGAACGGGCCUUGACCGAUCUUAUGCACUAGGUUCCCAACGAACACGCACUGCCCUUACACCUACAUCUCACCCUUGCUCUGAGUCAGUACGAGCAGCACGCUAGAACACGCUUUGAGUGUUCGUGCCAGGCAUGCACACCUUCUUUUCCGGUUACGCAUUUUAACUCGGCCGGGGGUGGUACAUUACGUAGGGUUUGAUGUAAGUAUAAGCGCCUAACCAUUUAAAGUGUGCCUAUCAACUUUCAUUAAAGCAAAAACUAUUUUAGUUUUAUUUUGAAUUCAAAAACUAAUUGUUAUUUACUGUGUUUUGUUUUCUCCUGAAAUCUUCCCUAUUGUUGAGUCGUGUUUAUCUGUUGCUUUUUCUUUUGUCGCGGUGUUUUGUUACAAUUUUUGGUCCUAAGCAUUUUAUAAAAGUUUUUCAAAAGUACAAUAGUAAUAUUUGUGUUAAUUCUUUGAUCAUUCCAAAAAUUAAGUAAGGGCUCGAACCUCAUUUGUUUGAAGAAAAGGGUGAAGAUUGAAAACAUUGGACAGUGAAAGAAAUAUACUAUGUAAAGAAUCAAUAGUGAAAGAAAGAUAGUAAUUUAUGAAGCAGAUAAAGAAAUUAACAACAGUUAAUAAAUAGAGGUAACAAACAAGGUUGGAUAGUAUUGAGGGCAAUUCACAGGGAAGAUGAGAAAUUAUUCAAAUAGAUAAAUAAAGAAAAGGCACAUGAUAAACAAAAUUGAUAUCGUUGCCAAAUUAAGGGAAAGCAGACAGUUUGUUACAGCAGCAUCAAUUGGUAAAAUAGAGUGGAAAAGCGUUGAGAAAUAAGAGAAUCAAAUGAGUAAAAUCGAAAUCAAAUGGAGGAUAGUAAACAGAAGCCGCGUUAGAAAAUCAGUGAAACAAAAUAAACAGAAAAUAGGUGGUAGCUGCAAUGAAAAGAAGAGAAACCCCGUUCUGCGAUGCUCAGGUACAUCCACAGCAGUUGACUCAACAUACUGCGAAUCAAAACAAUACCGUCUACAAUCACAAAUUACUUCCCUGUCCCACAUUGGCGCGCCCCUUUCUUUUAGCCGUCUCGAUUCUGACCCACGGCGGUCAAAGGUUUACGAGCCGUUUCCACAGGCCACCAGCUAGGUCAUCAUGAAAACCAAGCCAACGUGGAGGUAAGAAAAUAGG